This is a messenger RNA of Marmota monax (woodchuck), 3931 nucleotides long. It is a transcript of the gene Stim2, whose product is annotated as stromal interaction molecule 2. Gene Ontology annotation, biological process: store-operated calcium entry; intracellular calcium ion homeostasis; activation of store-operated calcium channel activity. Lineage: Eukaryota; Metazoa; Chordata; Mammalia; Rodentia; Sciuridae. The coding region runs from base 167 to 2743 and encodes 858 amino acids. The transcript has 14 exons. Gene Ontology annotation, molecular function: protein binding; calcium ion binding; calcium channel regulator activity. Gene Ontology annotation, cellular component: endoplasmic reticulum; plasma membrane. The record is from RefSeq and is a predicted model, not a curated record.
CGGGGGGAUGCGCCGCGGCGGCGGCGCGGGCACUGGGGCUGGUGUUUGGCCGCGCCAGAGCAGCGGAUCCCGGUGUCGCCGCGGCAGCAGCGCUGGUUCCGCGCCGGCCCCAAGACGCCGUACCUUUCAGCCCCCUACUUUUUUUUUUUUUAAAUAACCGGAACCAAUGAACGCAGCUGGCACCCGAGCUCUGGAGGCCGCCGGUGCCGAGGGGACCAGGCUGGCGCCCGGCGGGAACCCAUGUCUGAGGCGGCGGGGGCGGCCCGCGGUGUCACCCGCGGCGGCGGCGCCUUGCGAAGCGGGCGGGUGGCCGGCGGCCGGGUCGCCGCCGCGCUUUCCCUUCAUUUCUCAUCCCGCCGCGACUCUCGGCCCGGCCUCGGGCUGGUUGCAGCGGCAGCGCUGGGCUGCAGUGCUGGUGUUCGGGCUGCUGGUGGCCGGAGCGGCGGACGGAUGCGAGCUUGUGCCAAGGCACCUCCGCGGGCGGCGGACGGCGGGUUCUGCCGGGGCAGCCGCCUCUUCUCCCGCUGCGGCGGCGGGCGGCAGCUCGGCGCUUCUGACAGAUCCCUGUAUGUCACUGAGUCCACCAUGCUUCACAGAAGAAGAUAGAUUUAGUCUGGAAGCUCUUCAAACAAUACAUAAACAAAUGGAUGAUGACAAAGAUGGUGGAAUUGAAGUAGAUGAAAGUGAUGAAUUUAUCAGAGAAGAUAUGAAAUAUAAAGAUGCUACUAAUAAACACAGUCAUCUGCACAGAGAAGAUAAGCAUAUAACUGUUGAGGAUUUAUGGAAACGAUGGAAAACAUCAGAAGUUCAUAAUUGGACCCUUGAGGACACUCUUCAGUGGUUGAUAGAAUUUGUUGAACUCCCUCAAUAUGAGAAGAAUUUUAGAGACAAUAAUGUCAAAGGAACUACACUUCCCAGGAUAGCAGUUCAUGAACCUUCAUUUAUGAUUUCCCAAUUGAAAAUCAGCGACCGAAGUCAUAGACAAAAACUUCAGCUCAAGGCCCUGGAUGUGGUUCUGUUUGGACCUCUGACACGACCACCUCAUAACUGGAUGAAGGACUUCAUCCUCAUAGUUUCUAUAGUUAUUGGUGUUGGUGGAUGCUGGUUUGCUUAUACACAGAAUAAGACCUCCAAAGAGCAUGUUGCAAAAAUGAUGAAAGACUUAGAGAGUCUCCAGACUGCAGAGCAGAGUUUAAUGGAUUUACAGGAGAGGCUUGAAAAAGCACAGGAAGAGAACAGAAAUGUUGCUGUAGAAAAGCAAAAUCUAGAGCGCAAAAUGAUGGAUGAAAUCAAUUAUGCAAAGGAGGAAGCUUGUCGACUGAGAGAGCUAAGGGAGGGAGCUGAAUGUGAAUUGAGCAGACGCCAAUAUGCAGAGCAGGAAUUGGAACAGGUUCGAAUGGCUCUGAAAAAGGCUGAAAAGGAAUUUGAACUGAGAAGCAGCUGGUCUGUUCCAGAUGCACUUCAAAAAUGGCUUCAAUUAACACAUGAAGUAGAAGUACAGUACUACAAUAUUAAAAGACAAAACGCUGAAAUGCAGUUAGCUAUUGCUAAGGAUGAGGUUGCUGCUUCAUAUCUGAUUCAGGCAGAAAAAAUAAAAAAGAAGAGAAGCACUGUCUUUGGGACUCUGCAUGUUGCACAUAGCUCCUCUCUAGAUGAGGUAGAUCACAAAAUUCUGGAAGCAAAGAAAGCUCUUUCUGAGUUGACAACUUGUUUACGAGAACGACUCUUUCGCUGGCAACAGAUUGAGAAGAUCUGUGGCUUUCAGAUAGCCCAUAACUCUGGACUCCCCAGUCUGACAUCCUCCCUAUAUUCUGAUCACAGCUGGGUAGUAAUGCCCAGAGUCUCCAUUCCACCCUAUCCAAUUGCUGGAGGAGUUGAUGACUUAGAUGAGGAUACACCUCCAAUUGUGUCGCAAUUUCCUGGGACCAUGGCUAAACCUGUUGGGUCACUAGCCAGAAGCAGUAGUUUGUGUCGCUCGCGCCGCAGCAUCGUGCCCUCCUCGCCACAGUCUCAGCGAGCUCAGCUUCCUCCACAUGCUGCCCUCGCCUCACACCCUCGGCAUUCCCACCAGCCCCAGCACACCCAGCACUCGUUGCCUUCCCCUGAUCCAGAUAUCCUCUCAGUGUCAAGUUGCCCUGCGCUUUAUCGGAAUGAAGAGGAAGAAGAGGCCAUUUACUUCACUGCUGAGAAGCAAUGGAGAAGGUGUGUGUACAUCAGGAACUGGGAAUUUGGAAGCCAUCUCAGAAUUCUGCCUCCUGUGGAGAUGGAAGUGCCAGACACAGCUUCUGAGUGUGACUCCUUAAACUCUUCCAUUGGAAGGAAACAGUCUCCUCCUUCAAGCCUUGAGAUAUAUCAAACAUUGUCUCCUCGAAAGAUAUCAAGAGAUGAGCUCUCCCUAGAGGAUUCCUCCAGAGGAGAUUCACCCAUAACUGCAGAUCUUUCCCGGGGCUCUCCCGACUGUGUAGGUCUGACAGAAACAAAGAGUAUGAUCUUCAGUCCUGCAAGCAAAGUAUACAAUGGCAUCUUAGAGAAAUCCUGUAGCAUGAACCAGCUUUCUAGUGGCAUCCCAGUGCCCAAACCUCGCCACACAUCAUGUUCUUCUGCUGGCAACGACAGUAAACCAGUUCAGGAAGCCCCAAAUGUUACUAGGAUAAGCAGCAUCCCACAUGACCUGUGUCAUAAUGGAGAGAAAAGCAAAAAGCCAUCAAAAAUCAAAAGCCUUUUUAAGAAGAAAUCCAAGUGACCUGGCUGACUUGAUGGAAUUCUGUCCAGUGGCAUCUGUAAACUUCUCCUAUCCUCACUCCCUGCUUUUUGUUUUAAUUUUAGGAAUGUAACUCCAUUGGGGCUUUCCAGACAGGAUGCCAUAGUGGAACGUCCUUAAGGGCAACUGUCUACUGUCUGCUUAUUUAAGUUGACUGCAUAAUCAAUUCGUCAAGCCAGUUAUUACUGAAAAAUCUUAAGAGAUGAGACAGUUUACAGUCAUUUCUGCCUAUUUAUUUCUGCUUUGUUGUUAGUGAUAUGUAUACAACAUUUUGUUGAAAGCCACUAUGGACUUACAAGCUUUAAUGGACUAGUAAGCCAGCAUGGGCUUGCAAAAAUUUCUUGUUUACCAGAGCAUCUUCUUAUCUUUCCACAGAGCUAUUUACAUCAUGGACUAAAUAACUUAAAAGACAUAAAACUAAUUGCACUACUCUUUUCCAGACUGGAAAAAAAAAAUGUCUGCAAGUGAAACUGUAUAGAGUUUAUAAAAUGACUAUGGAUAGGGGACUGUUUUCACUUUUAGAUCAAAAUGGGUUUUUAAGUAGAAACUAGAGUUUCUAAUUGACUUGAUUUCUGGAAAUGAAAACCCACGCUUUUAUUAUGGGACGCUUCUUUAAAUGCAUUUAUUAUUAUAAAGUUUCAAGUCCUGCUGUAAAGAUCAUGUUGUUUUGUUUUCCCCAGGGCUUUCACUGUGAUUUACUGCAUUGCAGGCUGUAUGAUAAAAUAGAAAUAAUUUAAAGAGAGAAGGCUCUUGAUUCCUUAUGCAAGUAAAAGAGUUGAAACUUGAUUGAAGGACUUAAAACAUUCACAAGCUUAAACUGAUGUCGGGAUGUGGGGGUUCCGGCACUUGUUUACAGACUUUGAAUAACGACAAAGGAUUUAUGGCUUGUGAAAAAUUUGUACUGUGGAAAAGAUAAUAAAUUGGAGACAUUAUUGUGUGGGAUUGUGUUGAUCUUUGUUGAUAACACUCCUCAAAAAACAUUAUCUGUUUUCUGGAGAGCUUUGUAAGCUGUCUUGUUGCUUAAUUGCAAUUUAAGAAAUAGUGAUGUUUGGAAGUAAGUUGUCAACAAAUGUCUUUCUAUUUUAUAUUGUUUGUCAUAUUUUUAUGUAGUUUGAAAUGUUUAAAUGUUCUAAUAUCAAGAUUAACAAAUAUAAAUUUAUGGUGCAUUUA